Molecule: messenger RNA, 744 nt
Organism: Oldenlandia corymbosa var. corymbosa
Lineage: Eukaryota; Viridiplantae; Streptophyta; Magnoliopsida; Gentianales; Rubiaceae
Source: the annotation of a GenBank genome assembly
AUGCCUGAGGGAAUAUCAGCUGAAGAUCUUGUAAAUAAUAUUAUGGAUACACUUUCGGAUGGCAUGUCAAGGCAGAAAUCCGGGUCAUUCUUUGAAGACCAAUCAAGUUCUGUCUCUUCUCAGUUCAACAGAUUGUUUGGACGACAGAAACCUGUUCAUCAUAUUUUAGGGGGUGGCAAGUCUGCUGAUGUCCUGUUAUGGAGAAAUAAGAAGAUCUCAGCCGGGGUUCUUGCUGGUGCUGCUGCUGUUUGGGUGCUUUUUGAAUGGCUCAAUUACCAUUUCCUGUCUUUGAUAUGCUUUGCCCUUAUUUUUGGCAUGAUUGCUCAGUUUGUGCUGUCAAAUGCUUCAGGCCUUUUGAACAGAUCACGCUCUGAAGUUCCGCGCCUUGUCAUUCCCGAGGACUUGUUCAUCAAUGUAGCCAAGACUGCUAGUCUUCAGGUCAAUCAUUUUCUUGCUUACCUUCAGGGCGUUGCAUGUGGAAGAGACUUCAAGCAAUUUCUGUUGGUUCUAAUGAGCUUGUUUGCGGUUGCUAUUAUAUCAAGCUGGUGCAACUUUAUGACAAUUCUGUUCUUAGGUUUUGUCGCCGCCCACACGCUGCCAGUACUUUAUGAAAGGUACGAAGAUCAGGUGGAUGGAUUUAUAUAUAGUGUUCUCAGACAGCUUCAGGGACAUUACCGGAAACUGGAUACUGGUUUCCUUCGCAAGAUUCCGACGAGGAAAUUCAUGGGGAAGAAAAGUGAUUAA